AUGGCGUCCCACGAGAGCGCGAGGGAGUCCGAGAAAGCUGUUGGAGUAGUCAAUGAGGACCAACUUCCAAUCAUUUCCCCAAAGUCAGACGACGACUCUGCUCAAGCGACAAAGGAAAAGAAUCCUUUCUUCCGGGUUUUCACUUUCGGUAACACUAGACUCUACCUCCUGGAAGCCAUUGCCAUCAUAGCGGCUAUUGGAUCUGGUGUUGCUCUCGCCAUGGUCAAUUUGGUAAUGGGGCAAUUCUUGACACUGCUCAGCGACUUCAGCUUCUCUGAAGGAGGUUCGAUGCCGAGUGACUUCAUGUCCGCUGUGCAAUCGUCAGCUCUCAAGUUUGUUUAUAUCGGUAUCGCUCGCCUGGUCGCUACAUACAUCUACGCAUCUCUUUUCACCUACGCCGCAUACUUCCUAACCCGCAACCUCCGUCGCAGCUAUCUUCGGGCUGCCCUUGGACAAGAUGUCGCCUUCUACGAUAAAGAUAUCUCUGGAUCUAUAUCACAGCAAGCUACUACCAAUGGUAAACUGAUACAAUCUGGCAUCGGAGAGAAGCUCGGCAUCGUCAUCCAGGCACUGUCUACCUUCGUUACGGCAUUUAUCAUUGCAUUUGUCGCGCAAUGGAAGCUCACGCUGAUUCUCAUUUUCAUGGUACCGACUAUGCUAAUUGUAUUGGGUGCCGCUGGCGGUAUUGAUGUUAAAAUUGAGACCGGCAUCCUACAGGUUUACGCCCAAGCCAGCAGCUAUGCAGAAAAUAUCCUUGGGGGGGUUCGUACGCUCCAGGCGUUCAGCCUUCGUCCAAGGGUUAUGGCCAAGUAUGAUUCCUAUCUCCAAGAUGCCUACAACAGAGGAAUCAAGAAAAAUAAGCUCUACGGCAUCGUGUUUGGAGGGCAGUAUUUUGUGAUAUACGCCGGCAUGGGCCUAGCCUUCUGGCAGGGCGUCGCUAUGAUCGACCGUGGCGAGGUUUCUGACCUAGGAACAGUAUUUAUUGUUCUAUUCUCUGUCAUUAUGGCUGCCAGUACAGUAAUGCAAGUCAUGCCGAAUCUGGUCACGUUUAGUCGUGCAACAACGGCAGCGUCGGAAAUGUUCACUCUCAUUGACAGGAAAUCUGAGAUCGACCCCUUUCAAGACUCAGGAUACAAGCCCGAUGAUGUCUCCGGGUCUAUCCGUUUGGAAAGCAUCAAUUUUAGCUACCCAACACGCCCAGAUGUCACAAUUUUGGACGAUUUUACGCUGGAUAUCCCUGCAGGGAAAGUAACGGCAUUUGUGGGGCCGUCUGGAUCGGGGAAGAGCACGAUUAUCGGUCUGAUCGAGCGGUGGUACAAUCCCUGCGGAGGGCUCAUCACUUUGGAUGACAAGAAUAUCAACCAGUUCAACCUCAAAUGGUUGCGGACCAACGUUCGUCUGGUGCAACAGGAACCUGUUCUUUUCAACGAAAGCGUUUUCGAUAACAUUGCCAACGGACUUAUUGGCACUCCGUGGGAGGCAGCCUCGGAAGAAGAGAAGAUGCGGCAUGUACAAGAGGCUGCGGAGCUUGCAUUUGCCCAUAACUUCAUCAAAGGCCUGCCACAAGGAUACCAUACACGUGUCGGUGAAAGAGGCGGACUGCUCUCAGGUGGGCAAAAGCAGCGAAUUGCCAUUGCCCGCAGUAUCAUAUCGAAGCCAAAGAUCCUGCUACUUGACGAGGCAACCAGCGCACUGGACUCGAAUUCCGAGACCAUUGUGCAGAGGGCCCUUGACAAUGCUUCUAAGAACCGGACGACCAUCGUGAUCGCGCAUAAACUCUCAACAAUUCGCAAUGCCGACAACAUCGUGGUUAUGACCAAGGGUAAGAUUGCGGAACAGGGUAAUCAUGAACAGCUUCUCUCUCAGAAGGGCGUUUACGCCACUCUUGUCCGCGCUCAGGACCUUGCACCAACUGGCUUCGAAAAGAGCCAGGAAUAUAGCUCAGAAGACGCAGGCACGCCCGGUGAGGUUCCGGAAGAUGAACUCGACAUGCAUCAAGUUCAGACCAACUUCGACACUAAAGUGACACAGGACCUACAAUUGAUGGCACUCAAGGACCGAGAGGACUACGACCUAUACAAGCAAGCAGGGAUUGUUGUUAAUGUCUGGAAGCUAUUGAGAGGCACGCCCGAAAUAUGGCUUUGGUUUGGCAUCACAAUUGCCACCUGUAUUGGAGGAGCCGCUGUGAACCCCGGGCAAGCCCUCUUAUUAGGCAACGUGAUGAGUGUAUUUACCUCUCCGGAUAUAGUCAGUCGUGGCAACUUCAUAGCCUUGAUGUUCUUCAUCAUGUCGCUCGGUGUUCUUAUUGUCUACUUCAUUAUGGGCUGGUGCACGAAUACCAUUGCACAGACUCUUAGUAGAAAACUACGGAGGGAAAUAUUGGAAUCAUUCCUGCGACAGGACCUCCGGUUUUUCGACCGCCCCGAAAACACUGUGGGUGCGCUUAUCAGCAAGCUUGAUUCCUAUCCGCAGGCAAUCUUAGAGCUGAUGGGAUUCGCCGUCGGUAUCAUCCUGAUGUCUGUCUUCAACGUUCUUGCGUCCAGCGUCCUUGCGAUUGCAGUCUCCUGGAAGUUGGGGCUCGUCGGUGUCUUCGUUGGGCUACCGCCUAUGAUGAUAGGCGGCUACGCACGUGUGAAGCUCGAAACAACGAUGGAUGACGAGCUAGGCCGGAGAUUGGCUACGAGCGCCUCUGUUGCUUCAGAGGCUGUCCUCGCUAUCCGAACCGUGUCUUCACUGGCUAUAGAGAACACCAUGUUAAGGAAGUAUGCUGACGAGCUCGACCUCGCAAUUGCACAGACGACCGGGCCAAUGUUCCAUAUGAUGGCCUGGUUCUCUCUCACGCAGUCUGUCGAGUACUUCAUUCUGGCCUUGGGUUUCUGGUGGGGAUCUAAGCUGAUUGUUGACGGCGAAAUUACUUUCUAUCAGUUCAUUGUAUCUUUCAUGGGUGUUUAUUUCUCCGGCCAAGCUACUGCAUUGGCAUUUAGUUUUGUCAGCAGUAUCACCAAGGCGAACCAAGCCGCCAACUACUACUUCUGGCUUGACGGGCUAGAUGGAACCAUCCGUGACACGUACGGUAACCGCGACAUCGGACCUGAGAACGGAGAAUACUCCUAUGGCUUCCGAGAUGUGAAGUUCGCAUACCCCCUAGCACCCGACAAUCGUGUUCUCAAAGGCGUGUCCUUCUCGAUAAACAAAGGAGACUUUGUGGCCUUCGUGGGCCCCUCAGGAUGUGGUAAGAGCACCAUCAUAUCUCUUCUUGAGCGGUUCUAUGACCCAACAAGCGGAACUAUAACUGUUGGUUCGUCUCGCCCGUUGUCUUCCAUGAACCCACUACUCUAUCGAAAGCAAGUCGCCCUCGUUCAACAAGAGCCGACUCUAUUCCCCGGAACAAUCCGCGAGAAUAUCUCUCAGGGCUUGCCGGGCUUAGGUGUGGCGGAGGUGGCGUCAAAUGACAUGCUUGAAGAGGCGUGCCGAGCAGCCAACUCAUGGGACUUUGUAUCGUCGCUGCCUGAUGGCCUCGACACCCAGUGCGGGACGAGUGGCAGCCAGCUCUCUGGCGGUCAACGGCAGCGCAUUGCCAUCGCCCGGGCGUUGGUACGAAAGCCCAAUGUGAUUCUCCUUGAUGAAGCCACAAGUGCGUUGGACACAGAGUCCGAGAAACUUGUUCAAGGGGCUCUUUCGGAAGCAGCAUCAUCUGGCGACAAAAUCACCAUCGCGGUGGCGCACCGCCUCUCCACGGUCCGAAAUGCUAACUGCAUUUUCGUAUUGUACGCUGGUAGGAUCGUGGAAGCUGGAACUCACGAUGAGUUAGUUGCAAAAGGAGGUAUGUACGCCAAUAUGUGUGAGGGACAGCAGUUGGAUGCCCAGAUAUGA
Molecule: messenger RNA, 3873 nt
Organism: Clonostachys rhizophaga
Lineage: Eukaryota; Fungi; Ascomycota; Sordariomycetes; Hypocreales; Bionectriaceae
Source: the annotation of a GenBank genome assembly